UCGAAAGCGAGAAAAAUCACCAGACUGAUGAAAGUUCCAACCUGGCAUUCAUCCGUGUGUUUUGAGUCGCGAGUGCAGGAAAGGAAAAUUUCUGGUGCAAAAUCGGAAUAUUUUCGGUAAUUCCCACCCGAAAAUCUGUGCGGUAUUCGUGGCGUGUGUGAUUCGUGCGUGCAAUUCGAGAGUGUAUUCGUCCUCCCCUUGGAAGCAGAUUCCGGAGUGCCGUUAUUUUCGUUGUUUGAUUUUUGUGCAUUGUAACCAUCCAGAGUUGUACGAUUGGAACCAGCCAGUUGUUGAACCCGUUUAUACAAGCACCUACUUCAACCGACUGGGUGAAGCCAAGCCAAGUGCAAGUGCAGACGAUGAAAAUGGAAGAAGUGUAAUCGAUGCAUACCAUCAUCAAGUAACCGACAACAAGGAAACUAGUGUUAGUCCAAAUACAGGGGUAUUUCAGGCAAAGCAGUAUCACUAUCACGCUAGAAAAAUGGCAGAGCCAUUUUCAGCCUCAACAGCAUUUACCAACAAUAACAACAACGAUGGUUGGGGAGACGAUUGGGGCGAUUGGGGAGAGAACACCAAUUCGUUCCCUCAGCAGAAAGCUGCGCCUUCACAGCAACAUCAACAGCAAGUAGCUCCGCCCAAACCCAACAUGAACACCACCCAGUACUUCCACACCCAGCAACAACAGCAGUAUCCGCCGCAACAAGUGCAUUUGGAUCAGAACAAUCAAAACUUCAUGCCCAACCCAGUUCAAUCCGCUGGUCUUCAACAACCGGUGUAUAUGAACUACUCUGCCCCUACCGCUUCAAUACAACAACAGCAACCGCAACAACCCUUUCAGCCAACAUACCAACAUCAUCCCUAUCCUCAACAGCAUCCACCGUACACGCAACCUCCAGCAUCAAACAAUUACUUCAACCAGCCACCGCAGAGACCUCCAUCGCAUCCCCCGGCUUCGGUGACCCCACAGCUUCCCCAACAUUCGGUCCCAUCGUUCAACCAAUCCAUCUCUGAUAGCUUCAACGCCAGUCCCAACGAUAACUGGAACUGGAACAUUUCGGAUAACCAGCCAGCUAUUAGUCCAAAACCACAACACGUAGAAGCUCAACCGCAACCGCAUGUGUUUCAGGACACCUACCAUCAUCAACAGAGUUAUGCACAGCAGAAUGCUGCUCCGCAGAAUACUUUCAGUUUACCUGGUGCUGCAAACAAUACUCAGCUGCCGCAGGCUAAGGUUCAGCCUGCCCAGCUAACUCGGCUAAAGAAUGAAACUCUGUCGCCGCAGUGGUCCAUCGAGAGCCAAGUCUCGCAAACGUCCAGUGAUCGUUCCAUUGAGAGUGGCGAGAUCGGCGAAAGUAGAAGUUCCAACACCGGGCCAUCAGACGAUGGUUCCUCCGGUAGACACCAAUCUAAACAUCAGGUUGAAAACUACGAAAACAUUGGCUACGAACAGCAAUACCCAGUCCAUGCUGAAAUUCCGGAUGAAUUGGACGUGGCAUUGAACUCGUUGAGCAUCAAACAGGAGCCCCAAGUGGAAGCGGAGCCAAAAACACAAAAUAACUACAGGGAGUCUUCUUUCCCUCCACCUCCGCCUUCAAUAGCCAGCAGCAAUCAACAAGCUGAUGGCGGCUCUUUGCCCCCCAAAUCGACUUCCAAGACUCCGCCAUUGCCACCGCCUCCUGUUGAAGUUGAUCAAAAAGCAUCUACAGAAAUUCAGUCUCCUCCGCAAGGUCCUCCACCAAGUCAAGGCCCACCUCCAUCACAAGGACCCCCACCUAUCCAGGGACCUCCAAAGGGUUCGGCCAACCCAUUCAAGCGCACCACACAACGCACCCACAUCGCUACUCCUGGAUUAGGGGUCACACAACCACCGGCACCAAAUCCAACCUUCUUCUACCAGCCGCAAGAGCUCCCGAAUGUGGAAAACCUUACCCCAGAAAAUCAAGAAAUUCCUGAUGCUCGCUUGGAAAACGUUGAAAACCUCGAGGUCGCUCCCAGUAACGACCGCAAUCAAUAUCUACAAACCGGACACCUCUCCGAAGAUGGCUACGCAACUUCUCAUCGCGCUGCGUCACACGACCCACAACUAGCCGAUGAUAGUCUCCCUCCACCGGGACUAUCCCGUUACGUGCCGGGCCAGCAGCAAUCCGAAAAUAAUCAACAACCACCCAGCCAUACCUAUCCUGAACCCCCGCCAGGUUUGGAUCGAAUGAUCCCCGGAACCGACCUGGAGAACGCAACCGAUCUCAACAUGGAACGCCAAGCCGAUGGCGAAGUGUCCGAUUCUGCCUCGAACCCAAACCCACGGCCAGCUUAUUCGUCUGCUGCACCCACCCAAGCUGAUCACCAUCAUCUGCACCACCAGGAAGAGGAAAUCAGUGAUCGCAAUCUGUAUUUGGUUCCAGGCGAAAGCGAUACCCAUCACAACCAGCAGCGCGUAAUUCCCGGCGUCGAAGACGAUCGACCACCGCAAAGUACGAGUGCCAGUAGCUAUUCGGCGCAACAUGCCCUCGAUAUUCCGAUCAACGAGCAACAGCGUGAGCUGGUUAUGGAUGGCGAGAACCCUCACGACCCCCCAACUCAGCCCCUUCACGUUGAAAUAAGUCGCGAUGAACCCAUCGAAGGAGGUAACACAGAUGAUGACAGUCCGGCGAUCGGCGGCAAUCCGGGAGCCACUGCCGUCAGCAUCGCAGAACCAGAAUCGAAUCCUGCCGCGGAAACACCACGCAAAGAUCCAUCCAACACCUCCACGGCGGACGAAAGCGACAAGGAGCGAUCGAUGUUCUACGGAGGGAAGGGUAAACCGACGCGGAGGGACGAAGAUCCGUUGCGACGGUCGAACAAAAGCAAGAGCUCGCGGGAUCGCUACGAUACGGAAGACUCGGACUACAGUGACCGGGACCGGCGACGGAGGGAAGGAAGUAAUGGAGUGGAACAUCGGGAACGGAGACGAGGCGAGCGGGAGAAAGAGAAGGAGAGGAGGAAGGAUGGCGGUAGGGACCGGGAGCGCGAUCGUGAUCGUGAUUACGACUAUCGGGAUAAGGACAGAAACAGAUACGAUCGCGAUCGGGAUCGCUACGGCCGAAGCAGCAAGUACGAUCGCGACAGUCGCUAUGAAACCGACGGGUCCAAGUACGAAACCGAACGAUCGACACGAUACGACAAAGAAGGCGAUGGCAGCAAACGGUACAUGUCACGCGAGGAGUACUACCGGAAACGGGACGAGCGGGAACGAGCAGGCGGUGAAGAUCGUCGCUAUCGUAAGGAGAAGGAACGCGAAAGAGGAGAUCGCUAUCGAGAUGAAAGAAGAAAAGACGAUCGCUAUCGUGAAGGACCGAGUGAUAAGAGACGCGAUCGUCAUGAUCGGCGCUACGAUUACGAAGAUUAUCGAGGAGCCAGUCGGAAUGGCACCGAACGGGAUCGUGAUCGCGAUCGUGUUCGUGAAAGUCGUGAACGCGAUGACCGAAAAGAACGUGAUCGAAAGUACCCAUCGUCCAACUAUGGUGCCCAAUAUAGCGCAGCAUCGGGAUAUUAUGAUCCCUACAGUUACUACACCCAGCAUCAGCAGUACUACGAGCAGUUGAGACGUACUAACCCUCAGGCAUACGCCGAGUGGUAUCGCACGUACUACAGUCAAAUGCAGGCAGCUCAGAUGCAGCGUGAUCUGUUGACCAGUGAUGGACGCGAGUCGGUGCAUUCGGGACGCAGUUCUGCCAACGAUAAAGAACGGUUUAAUCGCACGACACCGUUCCUCCAUCAGCCCGGCAUGUAUAAUCCGGACGACUAUCAUCGUCAUUUUAAUAAUCAAUCGCAACCAUCCGCCAUGCUCGACCAGAGCUUCCUCAGUGAAGUGUCCGGUCAACCGACGUCACUGCCAAUGUACCACCAUCAGCAGGCGAUGGCCACAUUCCAACAGCAGCAGCAACGGGCCACUCCGCUGGUCAUGGACAGGUCGUACCACACCGAUAGUGGAUAUUACCAGCCAAGGUUGGACAAUACGGAUGGCUCCCUGCGACAGGAACCGAGCACCAUAGCUAUGAUGGAACCGGAGCGGCUAACUCCACGUAAAUUCCCGGAAAUUCAUCCGAUCGUGAGCGUUUCUUGUGGAUUAUUGGUGACGGCGAAAAAUCGUCUGACCAUCAACGGUACCACCGACUUGGUGAAGAUUUGGAGUCUAGGCAUCAACGAACCAACACGUAAACUGUUCCAAUCGUAUCCUGGUCCUUUGGUCAAGGACAAGACUCAUAAGAAGUCGGUCAUUGAGUUCUGCGAGGAACAAUUGCGAAACGGUCCCAUGCCUGGGCUUGGACAAGCCCUUAUGAAGUCACGUGGCAAUUCGCUUAACAGUCUACACUCGUUGAACUCGAAUGUCAACCGUGGUUCCUAUAGCCUUCUGUGGAAUUAUAUAAUUCUACUGCUAAGGCAAAAUGGAACCUUCGUGGGGACUGAUAUCUCCGAGCUUCUGAUGCAGAACAAGGUGGAAUUUCCCUUCGAUUCUCAUCAGCCAAGUGUUCGAUCAGCAAACGUAAGCGGAAGGAAUUCCUCGCUGUCGAAUAUAGAUCGGUCAACGCGGGAACAUCAUGGUGAUGGUCAUGGCGAUGAAGAUAUUGCAGAACCUUCGGAUUUUGCUGACGUUUCAGUGGAACCCGAACAGCAACCAGUCGAAGUAAAGAAAGAGCAGCUUAGCGAAUUGGAGAUUACCGACAAAUUUAGGAAUUAUCUUAUCUACGGCAACAUAAGUGAUGCCCUUGAGUGGGCUACAGAGAACAACCUCUGGGGACACGCAUUGUUUUUGGCGUCGAAGGUCGACUCCCGGCAGCAUGCCAACGUGAUGAUGAAGUUCGCCAACAAACUGACCUUGAACGAUCCACUGCAAACGCUGUACCAGUUGCUCAGUGGACGAACUCCUUCGGCUGUGACUUGCGUGCUGGACGAGAAGUGGGGUGACUGGCGGCCACAUUUGGCUAUGCUAAUGUCCAACAGCUCCGCCAAGCCAGAGUUGAUCAAAAAAUCCAUAACUACGUUGGGUGAUUCGCUGUACAACCGCGGCGACUUGUAUGCGGCUCACUUCUGCUAUCUGCUGUCGGAUGUCAGCUUUGGAAAGUUCGCCGAUGUCAAGCCAGAAUGUGGUUCGACCAUCAACGCAAAUACUGUGGUGCGGUUGAUCUUACUUGGUUCCACACAUCUGCAGCGAAGCUUCAAGGAGUUCUCCACGAAUGAAUCUAUCAUGAUGACCGAAAUCUACGAGUAUGCCCGUUCGUUGAACGAAGAGCGAUACUCUAUCACAGAAUUGCAGGUCUACAAAUAUCUGUUGGCAAGCCGUAUGCUAGAUCAUGGAAUGCAGCUCAAAUGUUUGCUGUAUAUGGAACAAAUCGCCGAGCAAAUACAGCAGGAUCCCUACCGAUUUGAUUCUGAAUUCAUCAAAAAGGUUUAUACACUUGGCGAUCGUUUGAAAUUUUACGAUCCUGUGCUGGAGAAAGCCCUGGACGAAUCCGUGGAUAACAACGGCCAGGGGAAUAUCUACGCAAACGUUGAAGACCCGGCUUGGCUGCAGCGGUUAAGUGCAAUACUUACAAACUAUAAUGCAGCAAAUGCUUCCAACUACGUUGCUGCAGCAUCAUAUGAUGGUUCGGCUGACUACAGCAACUACAAUAACUAUUCCGAAUAUAGUGGUGAUCAAGUGACUGUACAGCAACCACUGACUGCCAAUCCAGAGUCAGCUGUAAGCAUGGACGCUACCGAAAUUAACAAAGAAUUCACUGAAAUCAAUCAACAGCUUGGUCGCUUGAACCUGCAGUACAUGGAAGGGUUCGAUCCGAAUCAACAACAACAACAAACGCCAACGCAUCAAUACGAUCACCAGAUGGCAGCACCGAGCUAUGAUCAAGGAUAUGACUCCAUUAAUCAGUCAUCUCUACAGGAUGAAUCCCAUUUACAUCAACAACAGCAGCAGCAGCAACAACAGCAGCAGCAGCAACAACAGCAACAACAAGCACCUCAAGAUACCUACGAUCAGCAUCAACAACAGCAGCCCUCAUACGGAUAUUCUUAUGAUGGCUCAUCCGGACAACCCAGCAUGUUCACUCCCGCUCCAAUGGCGAAUCAGGAACCUCAACAGCCAAGUCCUUACGACUAUUGGAACCCCAAUGCCGAGCCGGGUUCGAAACGAGUCGCGUCCGUGUCCACUAGACAGCAGCAGGGUGCAUCCCCUGCGCGCUCGGGUUUAACCACCGCCGCCGAAACCAUACCCGAGCACGACGAUAAAUCGCUAGAUACACCCUACUCCUCGUCACCAGUACCGCCCGGACAAAACGACGGUUCGCACCCAGCUGCGCCAUCGUCGAACUCAUCGCAACCGACGCCAGCUAGUAGAGACUAUGGCGGAGGUUUGGCUGCGGGCGGUGCUGGUCUCAACUACAUGCCAAAACCAUCCAUUUCGAUGCCGAAUGCCGUGUCCAAUCGGCCUGGAUUCGACGACGACAACGCCAGCGCCAACGCUUCGCCGCAACAUCAGACACAAGCGCAUCAGCAACAAUCCGGACAGAAGGGCGCUGGCUCUUCCAAGGCGGCCAACGAUAACGGUAAAAAGGCUGCCCCUGGGAAGGAUGCCAAAGCGGGCGCCAAUGCUCAAAGCUCUGGCUGGUUUUCGUGGUUCAAAUUGAAACCAAAGAAUCAAAUGAUUCUGCCUGAUGAUAAGAAUCCAACCAUCGUAUGGGAUCCAGACAAGAAACGCUGGGUCAACACGGAAGGAGAGGACGCCGGCGAGGAAGCAUUUAAGCCUCCUCCAAAAAUGGCUGACCUAAUGCCGACUCCGGUUGGCCCUCCGCAAGCACCCGCAGCCGUUCCGAAUAUACCAACUCCACAACCCGUGGCUGGUUUUCCACCGGGACAAAUGCCGAGUGGUGCAAACUACGGACCGGCAGCUUCAUUGCAUGCUGACCCUAAUGGUCAACCUUCAGUUGCCCAGAUGCAGCCAACGGGAGGUCAAGUGCCAGCAGUAGCGAAUCCAAAGGUGGGGGAACCAACAAAGGUUCCGACACUGCAGUCCAAUAUGUUCAAAAUGCAGCGAAAUAGAACGUUGAAAAAAUCAUACGUUGAUGUGUUCAACCCGUCCGGAGCGGCACCGAGCCGACCAGCGGAACCAAUAUUAGCACCAGCCGUUCCGGCAAUGGCUACACCGCAGGGAGGUUUCUUCAUUCCUGGGGCAGCUCCGGUCGGUGGGCAACCUAACGACAGUGCAGCAGAGGGAAUGCCCAGUUUCUACAACCCCAAUCAGUUCCCCGGAGGAUAUCAACAGCAGUGAGGAGGGUCUGGGCGGGGGAAAAUAUUUAGUGAAAACAAACAACUACCUAAAAAUAUAAACUACCCAAGAGACUGCCGACAGUAAGUGGCAACAAUACUAAUAAAAUAUAGCUACUGUUAAAACCUUUGAGUCAACGCGUGCAAGUCAGUGAAACCUGUAAAAAAGGAAUGAUUAGAUCAAGCCUCUAUAGGAAAGAUUGUAAUAGAUAAAUAAAACAGUUUUUUUCAGCAGUAGGACGAAGAAAUGGUUGGAAACCAUUAUAUAUAAGACGACAACUUAUGCUUCGAUUUGUGUCGCUAAUUCGUGUUUGUCUAUUUUGUUUUUUUUUAUGUCGGGACAAAGGAAUGAAAGUAGUCAAAAUUAUUCGAUGUAAAUCAUUUGUCCCAUUUUGUAUAUGUUCAGAUAGUGUAUAUUAGUUAUGUCAGUUUUCAGUUUGUAGCUGUAAUAAUAAAUGUGUACAGAUUAUCGAUGCUGCUUAUUUUUACCGAUGAGAAAAUCAUAGUAACUAUUUUAGAAAAGAAACUAUUUUUUGGUUGAAUUUAUUUUUGCUUGCGGAUCGCUUCUAUUUUUUCGAGUAUAUUCUUAAAUAGGUUGAUUAAUUUUAGGCACAGUAUGCAAAUAUUCACUCUAUGUGCAUGAAAGUUCUUAAUAUGUACCAAUUUAGUAAUAUCGUAAAGGGUCAAUAUUUUAGACUUGUUAAAAUGUUUGAUUGCUCAUUUUUAGUUACUUUCGUUGUGUCACUGGUUGUAACAAGGUAGUAUUGCCUAACCGUAGCAUUACUGUUAUUGCUAAAAAAUGAAAUAGCUUCAACCUGAAGACACGAUGUGGCCAUGCUUUGAAAAAGCAUGCUUAUAUGAGUUAGAGAGGUUAUGUGAUAUGAUAUGUAUUUUAUUAUUUCAUGUUUAUUUCACCGCUAAUUUUUUUUCCUUUGUUUUGCAUUGGUACAUAGCAAAAUUAAUCAUUUAUUUUACACAGAAUAUUACACAAGAAAAAAGACAAAAUCUGAACACCUCGAAACAUUGAAAACGAAUGACACAUUCACAUGAGUCGGAUAGAUCAAGCAUACUUUACAGUAGGUAACGAGGAUCAUGUUUUCUAGUGAUUAAAAGCGAGAGUGAUGUAACAGGCAUAGCAUGGGAUGAAUUAGAUGAAACAAUGUAUGAUGUUUUUGCUAGUGAAAUGUCAAGUGUACUAUAUAGUAUAUUUGAAAAAAGUAUGUAUGAAGUUUCAAAUCAAAAUAAAGCAUCUAUUAUCCAUUAAAGAAA
This is a messenger RNA of Aedes aegypti (yellow fever mosquito), 8565 nucleotides long. It is a transcript of the gene Sec16, whose product is annotated as protein transport protein Sec16A. Lineage: Eukaryota; Metazoa; Arthropoda; Insecta; Diptera; Culicidae. The record is from RefSeq and is a predicted model, not a curated record. Gene Ontology annotation, cellular component: ER to Golgi transport vesicle membrane; endoplasmic reticulum exit site. Bases 482 to 7300 code for a protein of 2272 amino acids. Gene Ontology annotation, biological process: autophagy; Golgi organization; COPII vesicle coat assembly. The transcript has 17 exons.